Colias croceus (clouded yellow) is the source of this 1537-nucleotide messenger RNA. RefSeq lists its product as uncharacterized. Bases 80 to 598 code for a protein of 172 amino acids. The record is from RefSeq and is a predicted model, not a curated record. The transcript is spliced from 5 exons. NCBI's taxonomy places the organism in Eukaryota, Metazoa, Arthropoda, Insecta, Lepidoptera, Pieridae.
UGGUAAACAAAGUUACAGCGAAGAACCAGAGCCUGAGCCAGUAAUCGUGAAAUCGCGACGCGGGAAAGACGCAUCCAUUAUGUCCGCCACAGUACAAACGAGUUUAAAGGACAAAAUCCGGGAGUCAGUUGAAAUACCGAUAUUAACAAGAUGCUGUUUCUGCUUCCCGCUGAGAAUAGGCCUCGUUGCCUUCGCUUAUGUGAACCUUCUGUUAACCAUUGCAGUCACCAUCAUGCUGUCAAUGUACAUCUCAUACAUGCGAACUUCAGAACAAGCGAACAGCACGGAAUACCCGCGGCUUAUAGCUGAUACCACAGCCUUGGUGUUGGAAGCAGCUAUGUCUGUGGUGUUCAUCGUCGCUCUGCAUAAGAAACACGUGCUCCUCAUGAAAGUGUACCUGUACUUCGAAAUAGUGUUCUCGGCGAUUGGUUUCGUGUACAGCUUGGUGUUCCUCUCAAGGGAGUCCGCUGGUGAACUGUUCCUGAUACUGUUCCAAUUGAUGGUACAAAUCUAUCUGGUGAUCUUAAUUUGGAGCUCCAUAGUGAAGAUGACGAGAGAUGACUCCGUGAAGUACGUGCGGAAUAGAGAAACUGUUUAAUUUAUUUAUUUUUCAAUUUAUAUACAAUCAUUUUUGAACAUAUUAUGCAUGUAAAAAUGUAUUGAAACUGAUGAAAUCAUAAUUAUUCUAAUUUUAAUUAUACAAGUUGUCGUAAAUCGUGAAAAAGACGUUCAGAAAAUUUUAAAAUUGUGGUUUUCAAAUAUGUACUUUUUGAAAUCGUUCAUCUUUUAAUUUAUUAUUUAGCGUAAAAGCCUCAAAUUAUGUACAAAAAUGUUUUAAGAUGUGGUGUUAAAGACUUUUAGAAGAUUUUUUGUAGAAUUUUAUACAAAAUGGAUUUGCUCAUUUUUACAUAAGUAUCUAAUACUGUUAACAAACUAUGAUAAAAAUCAGUAGGAAUAGUGAUAAAAGCUAUCUAAAAUCUUAACUUACUUUUGUUUAUUUGUUUUAUAAACUGUGGUCCUGUCUAAACUUUUUACUACGCAAGAUUUUAAAAUGUGCAACGACAAUUUUGAAUUAUCAAUUACUUUGUGUAAAAAAGAGACAGCUAUAGUUAAAAGUUUUUAGUUUAUGCAGAAUGUAGAGCUUAGAAUAUUUUGACUGGACAAAAUAAUAAUAUUCCAGUUCAUUUCUUAAUUUCGUUUCAUAUCUAUUACUGUUAUAUUAUUUGAUACGAGAAAGCAUUUUAUAUUAAUAAUUUUUAUUCAUAUCAAUAACAAUUUGCUAUAAAAAAUUGUAGUUCUUCGCAGAUGCUAUGCGAAAAAAAACAUAAAAAAAAUUAAAAGCAAUUUGUGAUACAAAUAUUUUAGAUGUUAAAUUAUUAAAAAAAUAAUGGAAUAUAUUUUUUAGUAUUUACAGAUGCUUCGUGCCUUUAAGAUAGAUUUUAUAGUUUUAUAUUAUUCUGUUAUUUUUCUAAACAUAGAAAUAUUUACACAUUGUAAAUAGUAUAUUAUAGAUUUAAGUGAUUAUGCCAAAAAUAAA